UGUGCUCGGUGUGUGUAGCUCCGUCUUUCCUCGGUCAUGACGCUGGAGGCGAUCCGCUACCGGUCCGGGUCUCUGCAGAUCCUGGACCAGCUGCUCCUCCCGCACCAGACCGUCUACACCGAGAUCCGCUCCGUGGACGACGCGUACCGGGCCAUCAAGGCGAUGAAGGUGCGGGGGGCCCCAGCCAUCGCCAUCGUGGGCUGCCUCAGCCUGGCGGUGGAGCUGCGGGCGGGCGCCGGCGGCGACGACCCCGUGACCUUCAUCAGAGAGUCCCUGUGUCACCUGACCUCGGCCCGGCCCACCGCCGUCAACAUGGGGAGGGCUGCCCGCGAGCUGAUGGAGCAUGCAGAGAACGAGAGCAUGGAGAAGAACUCUGAGCAGCUCAGAGAGAGUGUGAUCACCUGGAUCGAGGAGAUGCUGGAGCGCGAUGUCAACGACAACAAGAAGAUCGGUAACUAUGGCGCCCAGCACAUCCUGUCGGGGGUCCCGAGAGACUCGGUCACCAUCCUGACGCACUGCAACACGGGCUCCCUCGCCACUGCGGGCUACGGAACGGCUCUGGGCGUGGUGCGCAGCCUCCACGCCCUGGGCCGUCUGAAGCGGCUGUACUGCACGGAGACGAGGCCGUACAACCAGGGCGCCCGUCUGACGGCGUACGAGGCGGUGGCUGAGGGGCUGCCCGCAACGCUCAUCACCGACAGCAUGGCCGCCCUGACCAUGAGGGAGAGGGGCAUCACAGCCGUGGUGGUGGGGGCCGACCGGGUGGUUGCCAACGGCGACACGGCCAACAAGGUGGGCACGUACCAGCUGGCCAUCACCGCUAAGCAUCAUGGGAUCCCCUUCUACGUGGCGGCGCCCAGCACGUCAUGUGACCUGAGCCUGGAGAGCGGGCGCGACGUGGUGAUCGAGGUGCGCCCCCCGGAGGAGAUGACCAGCAUCAACGGGGUGGCCAUCGCCGCGCCAGGUAUCGAUGUGUGGAACCCCUCGUUUGACGUCACUCCCCACCAGCUCAUCACCGGAGGCAUCAUCACGGAGCUGGGCGUGUUCCUCCCCUCUGAGCUGCAGGCUGCGCUCACCGGCCGCCUCACCGCGCUCUAGAGCCACCACCUCCCCCUGCUGGCCGACGACUGCAAUUGCCACUGAAAUGAAUCGUCCCAACUUUAACAGACACUUUGUCGUCGUACACACACACACUCACACUCACACACCGCUAUGGUUGGGCUGAGAUAUAAUUCAUUACACUGGUUUAGAAGAAAACUAAAAAAUAACAAAAAAACGUACUGUGUCAUGUCCGUGCAUAAAGUUUUCUUACACGCAUCAAUCACACACCACACACCACACACACACACGCUGCAGGGAUUUCAGCAGACACACAAGUCCUUCAUUAAAUUUGUGUUCCUUUUUUCGGCCUGAUUUCCUUCUCAUCUCUCUGUUGAUGUCGUCUCUUGUCCCGUCGGUCUGUGGACUCCAGGGCUCCAUCACCCAUCUGUCUGCGUCAGCCUCCUCACACCCACCUGCUCUCGGACGGAGGAGUUCAGCCCAGAUUGGGAUCAGACCCGCCGGCUAACUGCUGCCACCGACCUGUACAUAUAGAAGCUCCUUAGUCUGAAUAUAGUGCACACAAACUAAGACGCUGUGUUUAAAGGUAGCAGUCAGUCCGACCACAUAUCUGGUCGGAUCUAAAUUUACCCCAAACCGCAGAAUGUUAUAUUAACAUUGAAUUUUUGUUUUUCUCUAUGUAGAAACUUUUUGAAUUAUAAUCUGAGCUAAUUUACAGGCCAUAUUCCCUUUUAAUAGAUCAAUUGUGUAAUGUGAUGAUUAUAAUUUUAAAAAAAACAUGCACACACACAAACGCACACACAUUGCCACCACUUUAACUUUGUGAGGAACAUGUAGUGAGGCUGUGAGGAACACGAGGAACAUGUAGUGAGGCUGUGAGGAACAUGUAGUGAGGCUAUGGGGAACAUGAGGAUCAUGUAGUGAGGAGGAGCAGCUCCUUAGAGCUCCUCCUCACUAAAAUGUUGUCAGCUCGUGUAUUUCUGUUUCUACCGGUUCAACUGUUUUCGGAAAUUAGUUGCAAUGUUUUAUCAUUGUUUCUAUUCAUCUCUUUUAUUUAAUAAGGCAGUCAUGGAGCUCACCCUGGCGGGUUAUUUCUUUGGAGCUUCAUUUGGCGCAGGUUUGACUCUAGGCUUGGUCUUCAUCUUUAAAGGCUCAUUGUAGUGGGAGCCUGUCCUCCCCACUGGUCUGGUGCUUUAAACCAGUGGCCGUGUUUUCAUCUCUCAGAAGAGAACCUCUGUCUGGGUUCUACGUCUCCAACUGGGAUCAGAACGCGGGUCCAAAGAACGACUUCCUCUCUAAACAGAACAUGGGGAGGGAGCCAGGUCUCUGAUCCCCUCCCUGAAUAUCACCGGCCCCCUUCCCAGGGGCCCACCGGCCCCGUACUCAGGGGCCCGCUGCCACUGCCUUGCGCGCCCACGCCACCAGCAGGGUAACGCAGAUCACGGUGCUGCUGCAGUCCAUCGCUCUGGGAGCUAGCAUGCUAACACCAGGGACAUCCUGUUUUAAAGGGCGAUGAUUGUUGAAAGAAACUUACAAGAAGAAUGCCCUGUAUCGACAGGCAAUUAUGAAUUAAUGUCAAAGGCUUUCCACUGCUUCUACCGCACCAAACUUUCCCCUCGACCUUUAACCUUUGACCUCCAGUUCUGUCACUGCUGGCUCAUGUAAAUGCCACCUGCAUAUUGUGUUCUUUCUUUUUGUAUUCAGUGUUAUCCUGUGGGGGCUGGGGGGGGAACAUGUAGCAACUCUGUGUCCGCAGACCCUCAUUGGUUGUGAAAGUGUCAAUCACGUCUUGUUUAUGAUCUGUUUAUUCUCAUUUGUGUAUUCACAAAGCGUUUAGUUCCUAGUAAUAAAGCUGUCACCAGUCA
This is a messenger RNA of Gadus macrocephalus (Pacific cod), 2924 nucleotides long. It is a transcript of the gene mri1, whose product is annotated as methylthioribose-1-phosphate isomerase 1. Bases 37 to 1098 code for a protein of 353 amino acids. Gene Ontology annotation, molecular function: S-methyl-5-thioribose-1-phosphate isomerase activity. Lineage: Eukaryota; Metazoa; Chordata; Actinopteri; Gadiformes; Gadidae. The record is from RefSeq and is a predicted model, not a curated record. The transcript is spliced from 6 exons.